UCCUUCUCUUCAAUUCUCUCUCUCUACCAUUUUCUCACUCCUCAUGGACAACAACUAUUCCUCCAUGUUCGAAUCCUCGUCAUCGUCCUCGUCCUCGCUUUUCAUAAAUUCAUCGAACCCCUCGAUGAGCUCCGCCGGAGCGAUGCAAGAAAACGGCGCCUACGGAUCAUUUCUUCUCCAAGAAGAUUCGAUCGCCGUAGGCCCGCAAACCGACAUGAGCUCUAUGGCGAUCGCCGGAGAUAAUAAUGAUGGGGUUGCCGCCGCCGCCGCCGCCGCCGCCACGGCAGAAAACGACGGCAAGAAAUUGAAAGGAGAAAAAAAAAGUCGAAAACCUAGAUAUGCAUUUCAGACAAGGAGCCAAGUAGACAUCCUCGACGAUGGAUACAGAUGGAGAAAAUAUGGCCAAAAGGCCGUCAAGAACAAUAAGUUCCCGAGAAGCUAUUACAGGUGCACACACCAAGGAUGUAAUGUGAAGAAGCAAGUCCAAAGACUGUCGAAAGACGAGGAGGUUGUGGUGACAACGUACGAGGGAAUGCAUUCUCACCCUAUCCAAAAAUCGACCGAUAAUUUCGAGCACAUUCUCAAUCAGAUGCAAAUCUACACUUCCUUCUAAUUAUAAUUAUAAUUAAACCCUACCCUACCCUACCCUACCCUACCCUACCUCAUAUACAUGCAUAUAUAUAUAUAUAUACACAUGCAAUGUUGCUUUUUCAAGAACAAGCAUGCAAAAUAUGACAAUGUUAUAGUUUCUUGUUAAAUAUUAUAUAUACGUACUUACCAACAAUCAA
Molecule: messenger RNA, 788 nt
Organism: Andrographis paniculata
Lineage: Eukaryota; Viridiplantae; Streptophyta; Magnoliopsida; Lamiales; Acanthaceae
Product: probable WRKY transcription factor 75
Exons: 2
Coding region: 44-613 (189 amino acids)
Biological process (GO): regulation of DNA-templated transcription
Molecular function (GO): sequence-specific DNA binding; DNA-binding transcription factor activity
Source: RefSeq, a predicted model, not a curated record